ACUGUUCGCUCGCUUCUCAUAGCAAACACCGCCAUAUUGUCACAAUCAGGAAAACACUUAGGUGAUCGUCUCAUAUUUCCUAUUGUAUUUAUUGAUGGAGGAACGUUUACUCCUAAGUGCGUAUUCUUGAGGACAGACGGGACAAUUUCAAUUACCCGGAAGGAUCCUAAAGAUACGCCUCCCCCAACUAGAGUUGAGACACGAGAAGAAAGGCUUUUAAGGAAACGAAGGGAGAAAGCUGAACAAAUGCAAUAUAAAUUAGAGCAAGAAAUUGCUCUGUGGGACCCGCACAAUAACGAACAAAGCACGGGCGAUCCUUAUAAAACUUUAUUUGUGUCGAGAAUAAAUUAUGAUACUUCAGAGUCAAAGUUGCGGAGAGAAUUUGAAAUUUACGGACCGAUUAAAAAGAUUGUUUUAAUUCACAAUGUUAAGACUGGCAAGCCUCGAGGAUACGCAUUUAUUGAGUAUGAACACGAGCGAGACAUGCACUCUGCGUACAAGCACGCUGACGGUAAGAAGAUAGAUAACCGCAGAGUACUCGUUGAUGUUGAGCGUGCUCGCACAGUGAAAGGAUGGUUACCUCGGAGACUAGGUGGAGGAUUAGGAGGUACCAGGCGUGGUGGAUCGGAUGUCAAUAUUAAACAUUCCGGCAGAGAGGAUGAUCGUAAACGUGGAAGUGGGAGGGAGGAAGACCGUGUCGAUCUCAAGUCAGCUGGGCGUGAUGUCACCGCGAUUACCAAUGAGCGUGAGCGUCCAGAGCGAGGAGACAGAGAGCGUGAACGUGAGAGGAGGCGUUCACGCUCCCGGGAGAGGGAACGUGAACCCAGAGACAGACGAAGAAGAUCGCGAAGCCGAGACCGUAAACGUCGAAGAACGCGUUCCCGGGAAAGAGGGGCAACAGCACCCGAAGAAGGCGAUGAAAGGGAGAGAAGGCGUCACAGAUCCCGUUCCAGAGAUCGCAAGAGGAGAUCCAGAUCUAGAGAGAGGAAGCACCGUAGAGAUAGGGAUAGAGAGCGUAGGGAACGUGUACCUGGAGAAGAGGGUGAAGAAAUCGUUAAGAUUAAGCAGGAGCCUGAAGAUGAUUACCCAGAGUAUGGCAGCACUUACUACAACAAUUUCCCUAUGAAGGACGAAGAAGAACGGGCAAAGAAUGGAACAAAGUUUGAGGAGGAGGAGGAAGCAAAUAAUGAAAUAGAUUAUUAAAUAUACUUCGUUUUAUAUUAUAUUGAAGGUACUAGAUUUACAUACUGUCCGUGAGUGCUUCAUUUGGAAUUUCAGCAGUGAAUUCUGGUCAGUUUAGUUGUCAUUUUUCGUUGUUAGAAUACAAGACAGUGAAGUAGUUUACAUUGAAUUUCUUUGUUCUUUUUGCAAGACCUAGUCAUAACAUUGGUAAGGUUCAGCGAGACAGUAGGAAGAUUUAUUUUCCUGCAGAUGUCAGUACAUCUCAUUAAUAUGCCAGUUAAGGUUCUGAUUUACCAUUGGCUGUGUGCCAUUCUUCCAUCCAUUAAGGUGCCCUGUUUCUGUACCAGAAUAGAAUCUAGGUUUAGUAGUCUGCAUUAAAUUUGUGCAAGGAUAUUGGUCUUGCUAUUGGGGCAUCCAACUUUGUUUUAUAAUCAAGGUACAAAUAUUAAAAAUGAAGUACUUUUGGA
Macrobrachium nipponense is the source of this 1649-nucleotide messenger RNA. RefSeq names its product U1 small nuclear ribonucleoprotein 70 kDa-like (gene snRNP-U1-70K). Gene Ontology annotation, cellular component: U1 snRNP; U2-type prespliceosome; precatalytic spliceosome. Gene Ontology annotation, biological process: mRNA splicing, via spliceosome. Gene Ontology annotation, molecular function: mRNA binding; U1 snRNA binding. The record is from RefSeq and is a predicted model, not a curated record. NCBI's taxonomy places the organism in Eukaryota, Metazoa, Arthropoda, Malacostraca, Decapoda, Palaemonidae.